AUGGACGGCAUAUUGGAUCUGGUCACCUUCGUGGAGCAUGAGCGAGCCGAAGGUCGAGUCACGGUGGCGGCCUUUUUAGACAUUCGCAGAGCAUAUGACACGGUUAGUCAUCACCAUGUACUUUAUGGCCUGUACAUCCGUGGAAUUCACGGUCGGCUCCUUCGCUGCAUUGCGGAUUUCCUGCGAGGCCGUUCCGUACACAUGCACACGGAAGACGGAGGCAGUGACAAUCACGACGUCUCCAGCAGUGUACCUCAAGGGAGUGUACUUAGUCCUCUACUAUUCAAUGUAGUUAUGGAACUUCUUCCUCAGCAACUCCCUAACGGUGUGCAUAUCGGUAUGUACGCCGAUGAUAUAUGCCUAUGGUCAUCGGGAGUUCAGUUGCCAGCCUUUCAGCGGCGGCUUCAGGCAGCCCUUGAUUGCACACACACAUUCUUGACUGAAAGGGGUAUGGACAUAUCCCCCGAGAAAACUGUGUACCUGCCUUUCACUAGGAAGAAGAUGACGAACUUCCAACUGAAGCUCGCCGAUCAGCCGAUUCAGAGAGUGCCACAUCACCGUUUCCUAGGAGUUAUCAUCGACCAUCAGCUGUCAUGGGCUGCUCACGUUAAGUGCUUGAAGGACAGAGUCGUCGCGCAUACCAACAUCCUGCGUCAUUUCGCAGGUCCCAGCUGGGGAAUGUCGACCUCGUCCCUCCUCACUGCUCAUAAAGCACUUAUUCGGCAGGUGAUGGCAUAUCAUCUACCGGUCCUGCAUGGCAUUAGCGAGACCUCGGAGAAGACGCUUCACAGCGUCCUGACAAGAAGUCUCAAAGUCUGCCUAGGUGUACCCGUUGCUUCUUCUAACACACUGUCUACAGCGGAGGCCAGAGAACCACCGGUGGAUGUAUUGAGGACGCAAGAGACUCUGCGGCACUACAUCCGACUGCGCACGCAACACGACAGACAACCUCUGGUACGGAAAGUGCACCGUAGAAACUCUUCUUUCUCCGAAGCCGUUUCCCCAUACCGCAAGACCCUGCCUAAGAGGCCUCAUCCGUGUACGAUCUCACAUCCUCCAUGGUCGCUUGGCUGUCCUCGCAUCUACACCACGGUGCCAGGUGUCUACCAUCAAAAGUCAAAUCUGCCGCCUUCGGCCCUGAAACAAUACUGCCUGUCCAUGUUGGAGAACAACCAGCCAAGAAUUGCUAUGUUCACCGAUGGCUCCACGACGAAAUCCGGAUCUGCAGCGGCAUACGUGGUACCGCAGCACUCCAAAGAGGGCAUAGUGCGGUUAUCCCAUAGGACCUCUUCCACGACAGCGGAACUGGUAGCUAUACACCUUGCCGUGAGAUACAUAGCCACGCACGCGCGACCUGCGCACUGGAUUGUCUACAGCGACCCAAAAGCUGGACUGGAGGCCAUGUUGGCUUUCUUGGGGAACAGUUGGACAGCUUCAACGGUGACGGAGAUCCUAACGGAAUACAAGAGAUGUACGGACCUGGGACAUGACGUUAUCUUCCAAUGGAUUCCGGGGCACAUUGGCAUCCGCGGUAAUGAAACUGCAGACGAGCUAGCUGGAAUUGCACACCUGGCUUCCACCAAAUACGUCGUGAUGUAUACAGGGUCGGACAUCAAACUUCUACUAAGGUCCAUGACAGACGACAUGUGCAAACGCAAAUGGCUACAAGGUGACGGUGGGUCAUCUCUUCUCAGAAGAAUAGACCCGGAACUACAAUUCAGCAUCCCUCCCUCGACUGCCAGAAGUAUCGCAACAUUUCUACACCGUGCACGCCUGAACGUCCCGUAUGGCCGGCAUUUCCUGCAUAUGGUGGGCAAGGCGGAUUCCCCGGAUUGCCCAGUGUGUGGGAUGGAAGAAAAUACUGAACAUAUUUUUAUGGAGUGCAGAAAACAUUAG
This is a messenger RNA of Ornithodoros turicata, 1896 nucleotides long. RefSeq lists its product as uncharacterized. Bases 1 to 1896 code for a protein of 631 amino acids. Lineage: Eukaryota; Metazoa; Arthropoda; Arachnida; Ixodida; Argasidae. The transcript has a single exon. The record is from RefSeq and is a predicted model, not a curated record. Gene Ontology annotation, molecular function: RNA-DNA hybrid ribonuclease activity; nucleic acid binding.